GAGGGACAGCGCUGCCCAGGGAGAGCCUCACAGCUUGGGGCUCUUGGCCUGUGCUGCAGCUACAGCCACCUCACCCUUCUCAGAAUCAGUGAAGGAGCAUUUCGACGAGACUACAGUGGAUUGGACAAAAGGAGGAGAAGGCGGACAGAGACAGGAGUCAGGGGCAGUAGGGGGACCCUAGCCCCCCGGGCUCUGCCCCUCUGUUGCAAACGCCUCUCGCUUCUUUUGCACAAACAGUGUAGGAGCACCUGGAGGAGACCUCGGUGUUCCAAGGACAGGGACUCCCUGCUGACAGUCACCAUGUCACACAGGGAGGAGCAGGCCCCCAGAGGGAGGGAGCCAGCAUGCCUGCUGUGUCAGCGAUCAGAGGCUGACCUGGACAUCUGUGGGGAAAAACUCUUCAUACAUGGGCUCUGUGUCCACGAGUUCUGCCUGUUUUUUGCCAGCAACUUUCCUGACCGCCCGGUUCAUCGAGGAGGACUCUGGUGUCUUCCCUCAUGGGAGAUCCGAGCUGUAGUCUCCCUGGCGGCACAGCAGAGGUGCUGCAUCUGUGGCCAGAGCGGGGCCACCAUUUCCUGCUGUGAAACAGGCUGUGAGCUGAGCUUCCACCUGCCCUGUGCCAACCAGGGAGGCUGUGUCACCCAGUUCUGCAGACCAUUCAGGGCCUUCUGCCCUGCACACAGCCCAGAGCAGGCAGUGGAGGCGACUCCAGAGCCGGGCACCCAAUGCCUCAUCUGUUUGGAGCCUGUGGAGGACAGAAAGACCUUCAACACCCUGGUGUGCCCAGCCUGCAGAACCGCCUGGUUCCACAGGGACUGCAUCCAAGGACAGGCUCUGCAUGCUGGUCGUUUCUCCUUCCAGUGCCCCCUCUGCAGAAAUGAUGAGUCAUUUAUAAGAGAUAUGCUCACCAUGGGGAUCCAAAUCCCCUUGAGACCACCAUCAUGGGAGGUCUUUAAUGCAUUCGAUGAGAUGGGAGACAGACACAGGCACUGCGAUGCCAGUGAGUGCCUUUUUCCAGGAGGCAGGCACGAGGCAGAGGAGGAGGGGCCCUGGCAAUUGCUCUGGUGCUCCUCCUGUGCUGCCGAGGGCACUCACAGACACUACUCUGGCCUGAGGAACAGCAUAACCAGCUGGGAAUGUGAUGGCUGUGCUGGUCUGGGCACAGAAUUCCGCAGGAUCUCGGGAAUGACGGACACGGUGCCCAGGGAGAUGAAGCCGCCGGCGGUGAAGGGAAGGAUCCCGGAGCCCAUGGCCGCCCCGGAGCCCUCGGCCAGCAGGGAACAGGCGGAACGGCAACCGCCGUCACCAGGGCCGUCACCAGCUGGAGAUACAUCACCUGCGAGGGGAUAACGGGGUCACUGCGAGCACUGGGAGGGACUGGGAGGGACUGGAAGAGGGUAAUAGGGUCACUGGGAGCACUGGGAGGGAUUGGGAAGGGAAUGA
Molecule: messenger RNA, 1443 nt
Organism: Pipra filicauda (Wire-tailed manakin)
Lineage: Eukaryota; Metazoa; Chordata; Aves; Passeriformes; Pipridae
Product: PHD finger protein 7-like
Exons: 9
Coding region: 301-1350 (349 amino acids)
Cellular component (GO): nucleus
Source: RefSeq, a predicted model, not a curated record